GAGGCAGCAUCAUUCACCAUCACCCGGUCAGAGUGGCAGGAGACCGGAGGAGGGACGGCUCUCAGCGGCAGCAUCACCCGGUAAGAGAUCGGAGGAGGGACGGCUCUCAGCGGCAGCAUCACCCGGUAAGAGACCGGAGGAGGGACGGCUCCCAGCGGCAGCAUCAUCCGUUCCUGUUGGGUGUUGGUCGAAUCAUCUCCUGCGCCGCCAGUCAAUGCUGAUACACAUCAUGUUUGACCGUGAAGACUUGUGACGGGAGAACGUCGAAACCUGUCUUCUCAGUCUGCUUCCAUUAAAACACAGCCCAAGAGCAUCAUGGGAGGCGUGGCGGUUGACGUGGGUGCAGAGGGGGUGAAGGCUCCAGAUGGCGGUUGGGGCUGGGUGGUGCUGGCCGGCUGCUUUGUCAUCACAGGUUUCUCCUACGCUUUCCCUAAAGCGGUCAGUGUCUUCUUCAAAGAGCUGAUCAGGGAGUUUGGGGUGGGAUACAGCGACACUGCCUGGAUCUCCUCCAUACUGCUGGCCAUGCUCUACGGCACAGGUCCUCUGUGCAGUGUGCUGGUGAACCGCUUUGGCUGUCGUCCAGUGAUGAUGGUAGGCGGCCUCUUCGCCUCUCUGGGAAUGAUCCUGGCCUCUUUCUCCACCAGCAUCAUCCACAUCUACCUCUCUACCGGGGUCAUUACAGGUUUGGGGUUAGCCCUUAACUUCCAACCAUCUCUCAUUAUGCUCAACCGCUACUUCAGUGAGAAGCGUCCUCUGGCCAAUGGGCUAUCAGCAGCAGGAAGCCCCGUGGCCCUGUGCUGCCUGUCGCCACUGGGCCAGGUCCUCCAGUACCAGUACGGGUGGAGGGGGGGCUUCCUCAUCUUGGGUGGCAUUCUACUCAACUGUUGUGUGUGCGGGGCUCUAAUGAAGCCUCUGGUUGCCCCCAAGACGCUCAAGUCUAAGGACCCGGAACAGGACAACGAAGAAGGACCAGAGAAGAAGAAUAAGCCCAAAGCCAAACUGCUGGACUUCUCUGUGUUCAGAGACUGUGGCUUUCUCAUCUACACGGUGGCGGCGUCCAUCAUGGUGCUGGGGCUGUUUGUGCCUCCAGUGUUUGUCGUGAGCUAUGCUAAGGAGCUGGGGAAUGAGGACACCAAAUCGGCUCUGCUGCUCACUAUCCUGGGCUUCAUUGACAUGUUUGCACGCCCAACAUGUGGUGUGAUUGCCGGACUGAAAUGGGUGCGGCCUCGUUGCGUCUACCUCUUCAGCUUUGCAAUGAUCUUCAAUGGAACCACUGACCUGGUCGGAUCACAGGCCAACGACUAUACAUCGCUGGUGGUCUUCUGCAUCUUCUUCGGCAUCUCCUACGGCAUGGUGGGUGCUCUGCAGUUUGAGGUUCUCAUGGCAAUAGUUGGUACCGAGAAGUUCCCCAGUGCCAUUGGCCUGGUCCUGCUCAUGGAGGCCAUUGCUGUGCUGGUGGGGCCACCUGGUGCAGGCCGGCUUCUUGAUGCCACCAAGAACUACAUGUGGGUCUUCCUGCUGGCAGGAAGCGAGGUGGUCCUCGCAGCUGUGGUUCUGGCUUCCUGUAACUUCCUGUUUAUGAGAAACAAGUCCUCAGCAUCAGCAGACAAGCUUGAAAACAUCACAGUGACAGACGAUGCAACAGAGGUGUGCAGCAAAUCUGAGAUGAAUGACGAAGAGGAGAAGGGAGCAAGAGAGGAGCAAGAGAAGGAGACAAAGAAGGAGGUGAUAAAGGAGCUAAAGGAGGAGGAGACAGACAAAGUAGAGGAGGUCAGGCCAGACAGUGUAACAGUAGACUCACAGGAAGUGGAAAGGUUCUUGAAAGAGCCACAACAAAAUGGUGACAUGGCCAUCAGUCCUGAACAACCUGUGAGCAGGGAGGGACGAGGCUGGAUGACGUUAGACUAUUAUAAAAUAACUCAACGACGAAUGAGGUCAACACUCAAGUGUUUCUAAUGAGCACGCUAAUCGGAUAGUUGUGCUUUGUGUUUAAUCCAGGUGUUCAUGUCCGUCUCACAGGGGGCUGAUUGGUGUCACUGCCUUAUGAAAGAGUAAUAGUUAUAUCAGCAAUAUUCCAACACUAAAUGUUUUAAAUGUGGUGGUUAAUAGUAUACAAUAAGAGAACUCAGUUACAGCACCGCCUUGUGUAUAGCCUAGAGUUUAUAUCAAGAGUCCAAAGUUUUAUUUUGAUAUAGCCACCAGCAAAUAAUGUUAAAGGAUGAUUUUGACGAUAUUCUAUAUUCAUAUGUAGUGUCAAAACAUCCCAUGAAAAGACCAUAACUACAGAUGGGAAAUGUGCUUUUAGCUAUAUCUGGUGAAAUUUGCACUGUCCCUGUUAAAUACCAAUAAAACUUUAAAAAAAUAAACCAACAAUCAAUUUAUCCAACUACAGGCCUGGUCACAUCAACAAGUGGCACAGCUAAAGGUGCAGUGUGCCGGAUUUGGCAACAUCUAGUGGUGUGGUUGCCAGAUUGCAACCAACUGAAUACCCCUCCUCACUCGUCCCUAAGACUGUGGUAACGUGAGCCGCUGAGGCCUUUGGCCUCUCAGAGACCAUCCCUACUAUAAUAACACUACUUGGGAGCAACGGAAGUCAGACGGCGGCUGGCGGUACCAAGGUUUAACAGUCUGUAGCUCUGUUAACCGCAGUUUCACAAGCGUGUCUGAGAACUACGGUGGCCCUCAGGUAACGUAGAAAUGUAAAAGAUUCUCUCUAGAGCCAUAGUUUGAUUUGUCCGUUCUGGGCUACUGUAAAAAGCAUGUAGUAGCAACAUGGACGAGAAGAGGACCUGCUCCCUAUGUAGAUAUGAAGGACUCAUUCUAAGCUAAUGGAAACACAACCAUUCUUAGUUUCAAGUGAUUAUACACUAACAUAGUUAUGAAUGUUAUAUUCCAUUUCUACUACUAGAUCCCCUGAAAUGCUACACACUGGCCCUUUAAGCUGAUUCAUGCAUCCUAGUGAAAAAGUUAGCGCUAAAACUAGUGACGACGAGCAGGCUUACCACUAACUCUAGCCAGCCAGGAACAUGCUAGCACUAGUCGGUCACAGUACUCUUUGAGCUAGUUAGCAGGCUUGCUAACUGUCAAUUAGCAAAUCUGGCCUCCGUUGUAACGGUCUCCACUAUAAGAGUGGAUGGUGCAAUAAGCUACAGCUUCCUCCGGCUCUCAACGCAGUCCAUUUGCUAUAUUUCCACAAGACUACAGUACUGUGCCGGCUGUUUUAUGAAAUAUUAGACAACAUAUUUGUGAGACGUCUGCAGUAGGAACCAAUGGGCUUAAAGCUGAGAGCCACGGAGACAAUGUGGGGGAAUGAGAAAGUAUUGAGCGACGGACUAACACGUAGUUAGGUCUUUUCAUUGGAUCUAUUAAAAAUAAAAAAGAUCGAUUGACGCCAACGAAUUCCUUUGACAACAAAAGGCAGCUUUUUUUUCUUCGAACGUGUUCUAAAGAGUCAUAACAGCUUGUUUGUUUGAGUAGGAACUCCUUUCUAUUAAUGUUUCAAAUGCUCAGUGUUUGCUGUGAAAAGCUCCCCUCACUACCUGUGUCUUCAGAGUACGAGCUGUCUUCCCACACGGUAUGUUCUCUCACAGUUAAGGCCGAUGUGAUGUUUCAGUGAGAAGUGGUUUCUGUUGUAUUGGUGCUAAAUGGUUGCUAAAUGGUUGCUAAAUGGUUGCUAAUGGUUGCUACUAAUGGCUGCUACAUGCAUGGAGUGUCAAUGUUGAAAUUGUUUGAAGAUUGUUGCUGGUCUCGUGGUAGCUUUGUGAUUCCUCCUCGAGUUAUAAGCAGGGCCCAAAUAUUCUCCACAUCUUUGUUUUGGUCUUCAUCACCCUGUCCCAUGACAUACAGUAUUUUGACAGUCUUUUAGAUGAAGUGUGAUAUUUAAACUGAAGUGCUGCUCCACUGUCACUCAACAGACUCUACCUUUGAAUAACUGUAUGUGUGACUGUAGUUAACUGUUGAUAUCAAGCUUAGCACGGGACCAUUUGCGCUUGUCCCCAAAAAGCUCCAAGUUCACAUUGUGGUCUGAUGGUACGUGUCCACAGGGGUGUCUUUUAUCGUGAGGGAUCAUCUCUCUUCCCAGCAUUGGACGCUUGAUGGGCUGCCACUAGACACAAGGCACCUGAUUGGAACGAACAUUUUCCCUCGUGGGCCGCUGCUCCCAGCUUUCAAACCGGAACCAACAUGGUGGCUCGUUUGGAAACUUUCUUCUCUUAUUUCACGAAAAUAAUUCAGCAUAAUGUGUUUUCUGAAAACAUUUUAUGCGAUAAAUAAUCCAUGCAGUUGCAAAAUGUGUCUUUAUUUGGAUUGACACUGUUAGUUUAAAAGUUUCUGGGGAGUUUCCAGAGGUGGCGAGUCGCUCUGGACACCUCUGAUUUGCAUAAAGUAGCCUAGACCUCAACUUUAUGCAAAUGAGGAGCAGCCAACGUGACGCCCCGUUUCUCAAAUCGCACCGCCACGCUACCAGAAUGCAUUGCACGGCUGCUACAUAAACAGUGGAUGGGAAGCGUGUAAAGGACGGAGGCGGUGGAAACGUACCAUUAGAGUUGUAUAAGAGAAAAGAGAGAAAAGCUGUAGAGAUUCAGGCUGACAGACCGCUUACUGAUAGUGGGGCUAAAAUAGACUUUGAGGAAACAUCACUUAACUGAAUACUAGAUUACUUUUUCCUCAAACUCAUGUUGCCCACAUGCUUGUAUAAUCUGCACUGUUUGAAAAAUAUAGGUUAUGUACAACUUGAUUUUCAGUUUGAUGGAAGAUCCAUCCAUCCAUCCAUCCACCUGCAUGUCUUUGGACUGUGGGAGGAAGCCAGAGAACCCGGAGUAAACCCACACUAACACGGGGAGAACAUGCUAACUCCACCCAGAAGGGCCCCAAGAUGCAGUAUUAACAGUUUUUCUCUACCCUGCCCUCACAGAGCAUGUAGUGAAGUUAACAUGAAAAGAGAAAACAUCACUCUGUCCCUUAAAGGGACUGUUUGUUAAGAAUCAGAAAUACUUGUUAACAGCAACACCUGUGGCCGUUAAGUCAAUGAAAGUCAACGUCGGAUUCGCGCUUGUUCUCGCUCUACAUAGGCAUGAACGAGCAUUGCUCAAAACAGUGAAGCGACACACGUCAGCUAAAAAGUACAAUAUCACUCUAUAUUUCAGCUGCUUGGCAGUAAUGUUAGCUGACCAGACGAAGGUCUUCUCCAUGA
Messenger RNA from Sebastes umbrosus (honeycomb rockfish), 5191 nucleotides. RefSeq lists its product as uncharacterized. Gene Ontology annotation, cellular component: membrane. Gene Ontology annotation, biological process: monocarboxylic acid transport; transmembrane transport. Gene Ontology annotation, molecular function: monocarboxylic acid transmembrane transporter activity. Lineage: Eukaryota; Metazoa; Chordata; Actinopteri; Perciformes; Sebastidae. The record is from RefSeq and is a predicted model, not a curated record.